AUGUUUUUAUUAAGUCCAAAAAAAAUUGAAGAUUUUAUAAACCAAACGAAAAAUCUGGUUUAGAUUACAAACUUUUGGUAUUUUUAUUUGAUAUAUUUUUAGUAAGAAACAAUUUCAAGCUAACAUUCGAAUAUUACGUAUAACUUCAUUAACAAAUACGAAGUAUAUUAAAUGAAUAUUGUGCUAAUAUAGGGAAUGA
Messenger RNA from Paramecium octaurelia, 199 nucleotides. Lineage: Eukaryota; Ciliophora; Oligohymenophorea; Peniculida; Parameciidae. The record is from the annotation of a GenBank genome assembly.